Daucus carota subsp. sativus is the source of this 1440-nucleotide messenger RNA. RefSeq names its product metacaspase-3-like. The record is from RefSeq and is a predicted model, not a curated record. The transcript has 5 exons. The coding region runs from base 106 to 1314 and encodes 402 amino acids. Gene Ontology annotation, molecular function: cysteine-type endopeptidase activity. NCBI's taxonomy places the organism in Eukaryota, Viridiplantae, Streptophyta, Magnoliopsida, Apiales, Apiaceae. Gene Ontology annotation, biological process: proteolysis.
AACCAAAACUAGAAGUCACCAGAAAAUUAACCCCAUAUAUUCCAGCUUUCACAAAAUCCAAUAAUUUAGAUCAAUAAGCACUCCAAGGCAUAUCAUACCAGAGACAUGUCUACUCGAAAAGAAAAAUGCAGCUGGUGCAGAACCAAAGUCAGAGUGCCAAUUGAGGCACAAUCCGUGAACUGUCCAGCCUGUGGAACUGUGUUUGUUGUCCCUCGGAGAAACAGUGGCUACAACCAGAACUCUGGUUAUUAUCAGCAGCCUGCAGCUCCUCAAGCAACAAAUCAGUAUCCCAGUUAUUACCAACAGCCUGUGACAACUCCCCUGACAUCCAACCAGAACAAUUAUUCUUAUGGACGACCAUUUUCAACUCCAACUACUAAUAAUUAUAAUGGUUCUUACCAACAAGCUUCACCACCAUACCAACAGCCACAAAUUUCAGCUCCUCCUGCUCAACAUAAUGGAUAUUCCUGGCAACAACAAAUAGCUCCACAGGUGGCACCUCCUCAAGUGUUUGGAAAAAAGAGGGCUGUGUUGUGCGGGGUGAGCUAUCUUGGCCAGAAAGGUAGUCUCAAGGGAAGCCUAAACGAUGCCACGUCCAUGAAAAAAUUUCUUCUCAAUUCAAUGGGAUUUCCAAGUGCUUCCAUAAUUGUCCUAACAGAAGAAGAUUUGGACAUCUACAGGACUCCCACUAGGCGAAACAUUGAAAUGGCAUUGCGUUGGCUUGUUGAAGGUUGCCAAUCAGGAGACUCGCUAGUUUUCUACUACUCAGGCCAUGCCUCAAGGACUGUAGACCUCAGCGGAGAUGAAAUGGAUGGGUAUGAUGAACUAUUGUGUCCUGUUGACUACAAGAUAGCAGGAAAGAUUUCAGACGAUGAAAUCAAUGCCACAAUUGUACACCCCCUUCCCCGCGGAGCUAAACUGCAUGCCAUCAGUGACACUUGUUUCAGCGGAACUAUUGUGGAUCUGCCAUUCAUGUUCAGGAUGAACUGGCAAGGCGCUGUAUGGGAAGAUCACCGCGUUCAGUACAACUCAUACAAAGGUACCAACGGUGGACAGGCGAUCUCAAUCAGUGCCUGUGAUGAUCAUCAGAACUCUGGAGAUACCACGUAUUUCACAGGUGAAUCAGGCGGUGCACUAACGUACAGCCUCAUUCAUGCUGUGGAACAUGAGCCUAAUCUGACAUACGGGCGCUUACUGAAUGUCAUGUCCCAGAAGAUCUCUGAAGCUCAGCGGCAACUAGGCCAGCCACCACAGAUGCCUCAGCUGUCCUCGAGCGAGAAAUUUGAUGUGUUUUCAAAGCGUUUUGUGCUGUAGAGUUUCCUCCUCUACAAUCUUGAUCAGUGUCAUUGUUAAAUAAUAAAAGGGUUUGAUAUCUGCAUCUUACUAAACGGGUUUCGUUUAGUUCUCUGAUAUGUGUGAUUUUAAAGAACGUUGGUUCUA